This is a messenger RNA of Acytostelium subglobosum LB1, 4236 nucleotides long. RefSeq lists its product as hypothetical. NCBI's taxonomy places the organism in Eukaryota, Evosea, Eumycetozoa, Acytosteliales, Acytosteliaceae. Gene Ontology annotation, cellular component: lamellipodium; plasma membrane. The transcript is spliced from 4 exons. Gene Ontology annotation, biological process: regulation of Arp2/3 complex-mediated actin nucleation; cell migration. The coding region runs from base 1 to 4236 and encodes 1411 amino acids. Gene Ontology annotation, molecular function: protein binding. The record is from RefSeq and is a predicted model, not a curated record.
AUGGCGGAUGACAUCACUCCAAAUGACAGAAAGGUUGUCAACACUCUACUAUAUCAAAAGAAUCAAGAGAGUAUAUACUUGGGAGUAGGUGAUAAGAUUAGUAAGAAGAAGAAUAAGAAGCCUAGUAAGAGAAUUAUAUUGAUAACAAAGCAUAGAGUGAUAUUUUUGAAGCCUGGACAGUCAAAGGUGAAGAAGGAGACUCACUUUCUGGAUAUCUUUGAGUUUAGAAGUGCUACACCACAGGAGGCGAUAUUCAUCACGCGCAGCUUCACCUACGGCCUGAUCAGCCCCAAGGCCGACGACAUUGUCAACGCGCUCCGCACCACCUUCUUCCAGACAUUCCCAGGCUGUCCCGAUGACGCCCGCUUCAGGAUCGAGGUGAAGCCCACCUCGCGUCUGGCCGAGCUGCCCACCAAAGACGUGCCGUGUGGCGGCUUUGUCGAGACCUACAGCUCACUGUGCAACUACUUUGGAAUACCGGUGCGUGAGGACAUCUGUUGGGACAUGGCCAACAUCGUCUCACAGCGCAAUAUCAAGACCUUCAACAUCAAUGAGAUUGAGCAGCCCAUCUCCCCAGGCGAUGUCAAGGCACUACUUAGUGCUCUCAAAUGGAACACCUAUUUCAAGUCCAUUGUCUUCACAGGCAAUCAACUUGGAAAGGAUCAGCUCACAUCUUUGGCCGAUGCAAUGAAAUCAAACUCAACGAUCGAGGACCUUUCGUUGGGCAAUGCAGGAAUCAAGGCAGAGACAUUGCCAGUCCUUGCAAUGACAUUGCAGAAUAACAAGAAUGUGGCGGUGACCUCGAUCGAUUUGUCAAACAACCCGAUCGAGGACAAGGGCAUGCAGGUGUUUGCCAACUAUAUUGCGGCGUCCAAUCGAGGCAUUGCCUCGAUGAACUUUGCCAACUGUGCCAUGGGCAAGUCUGGCAUCACCUAUUUAACGACGGCACUCAAGAAGAACAUCAAGAUGCCGCUUACUCUCACCCAUCUCGACCUUUCAAACAACAAGAUGGACGCCGACGGUAGUGCCUCGCUGUCGGCCUUCCUCGCCAGCCCCAACGCCUUGCGCUCCCUGUGCAUUGCCAACACACUGCCAACAAUGGAGACUAUUGUUGGCGCUUUGGUGCGUGGAUGUCUAGAACUCCGUCAUCUGGAUAUCUCUGACAAUCGUCUCGCCAAGAAGGACAUCCCUCACCUGGUGCGAUUCUUUGGCUCAUCGUCCACACUCAAGUACAUCAACAUCAGUAACACAAAGAUACCCAUCGAACAUCUCAAGGAGAUCGUCGUAUCAAUCUCAUCAAACCUCUAUCUCCAAGAUAUUGUCUUUGAUUGCAAGGUCAAUGAGUUGGGCAUUGGAGGAGCACGUCUGUUUGCAUCGCUGGCUGAUAAGAUACCAAACAUUCAUACAUUGGAUGUGUCGGAGAAUGACUUUUGCGAUGAAGGUGUUGCUGUGAUAUGUGAGGGAUUCAUCCAGAACACUUCAGUGAGGAAGUUGAUAUUGAAUGGUAACUUUAAGGUAUCAAAGACUAAGUCCAGAGCUGCCACAGUCGAGUCUGUUAUUGGUCUGCUCGAAGCAUCCACGCCACUUGAAGCCCUACACAUGACCAAUGGCUCAGGCAAGUAUCAUCUCAAGAAUGACUUGCUGCCAUUGAUAUAUGCUCUCGCGACCAAUGACACACUGGUCGAACUCGACAUCACUGGACAUCUGAUGGGCAACAAGGGUGCCAUCGCACUUGGCAAGGCCCUGCAGACGAACAAAGCCCUCCAGACUCUGGUCUGGGAUGAGAACGCCACUGGCGUCGUUGGAUUCAUUGGUUUCACCACUGGACUUGAGCGUAACCUCACUUUGAAGAACAUGCCCAAGCCACUCCUGGACAUCAUGAAGGCAUACAGUGAGAGCCCAGUCAGAUUAUCCAACCUGCUCAAAGACAUUGAUCACUAUAUCAACCGCAAUCAGAGUCCAUUACGUCAAUUCCAUGACACCAACCAGGGCGGAACGUCAAUUGGCUCUACCAAUUUGGCAUUCUUAGCGAGUGGACAGCAGCAAAACAUUGAGAAGUUGCUCAACAAGAUCAAGUCUGUUGGAAAGAAGUCCACCGAUCCACAUCAUCUUGUAGUGAUCAAGGAUGCCGAGAACACCGAGAAAGUUGUUGGAGGCCUGCACCUUGUCAAGGAGUCUGUGCACGCCAGUCUAGAGCUCGAGCUCAACAAGAAGUUGAAAGAGUUUGUCGACGUCGUGGCCGAUGUGAUCAAUCAGAAGAGAGAAGAGAUGUUGCAACAGAUUGUGCAGACCAUGCAAGGCACAUUCAAAUCAUUCGAUCAGCAGACGUAUAAGCGACUUGCCACUGGAAUACAGUAUGGCGCCAAGGACUUUGACGAGACCAACAUCGAAGAGACACUGGUCAAGGGUGCCGGUGCUGAGAUGAGCAACAGGGUGCACGAGUGUUUCAUCUCUGCGCUUGAGAUUGCAUCGGACUACACCUAUGAGAAGAUUGGCAAUGGUCUCGAAGAUGCAUACCAAGACAUCAUCCGCGACGAUGAGAUAAGCAUCGGAAUGAAUGAACGAAGACCUUCGGACGCAAUGCCCGAAACACCAACCAAGACAACUCCACAGUUUGCGACACCAGAGAAAACACCAAUCUCGUCCACACCAACAACAUCCUCUCCUUUGGCCGCUGUGGCGACACCAACACCAACACCCACACCUACCCCAGAGAAGAUACCAAUAGCAACACCUGUCGUAGUGGCACCAACCCCAGUUCCUACUCCAGCCGCACCAGUAGCAGUCGCCGUGACUGCACCAGCAGCAGCAGCUGUACCAGUAGUAGUCCCCGAGCCAGUCGUCGAGAAACCACCAACUCCCACCAAGGUAGAGAGAUCUCCAUCAACUGGAAAGGAACAAACAACUACCCCAUCAAUCCCUCCUGCCUCCACACCUGCACCAGUAGCCGUUCCAAGUGUGGUUGUUCCAGCAAAACCAGUUGAGGAAGUAUCUGUGAAACCAGUCCAGACUCCAGCCGUCCCUGACUCCUCUGUAUCAGCCCCGUCAACUGUUACAGCUCCCAAGCCAUCUCAAGCCCCUGAGUCCAUCCCAGACACAUCAUCUACUCAGAAGGCGGUACCAGCGGCUACCACGGUUCCUGUUACUGCAUCAGCUCCAACAACAGUGGCUGUCACACCUGCCGCAACGCCAGCUGUAGUCCCAACAGCAUCUGUUGCUGUCACACCUUCAGCCCCGGCAGCUACUCCUGCCACAGUUUCCGCUCCAGUGGUUACUCCCGCCCCCGCUGCACAAGCAACUGCUACCCCGGCCGCUACUCCAGCUGUUACCCCGGCUGCUACCCCUUCAGUUACCCCUGCCGCUGCUCCUGCUUCCAUCGCAACCCCUUCUGCUACCCCUGCCGCCCCAGCAGUCGCAUCUACUUCUGCCCCGGCUCCAGCCGCUGCUCCUGCCACUACACCUGCAGUUGUUACCCCUGCCGCUGCUAUCACACCUGUUGCUGCACCUGUCAAUAAUACACCAGUUACACCAGCUGCACCAGCCACUGUGUCCCCAGUCGCUACCACUACACCAACACCUGCUGCUACACCAGUCACAAGCCAGGCGGCAGUAUCAAAGCCACCAUCUACCCCAGCCCCAGCAAUACCAACCGUGUCUAAGCCGCCAUCAACACCAGCUCCAGCUAUUCCCACCACCACAACAUCCAAACCACCUUCAACACCAGCUCCAGCUGUCCCGACGUCAGCAGCACAGAAGCCUCCACCCAUCACAUCAAAGCCACCUGUCGGUGUCAAGCCACAACCACCUCCACAAGCCAACAAACCAACGAAUCUGUCAUCGGAUCCAGCUCCAUCAUCUGCGACAAGCACAACAACUCCAAGCAAUCCAACUGGACCUACUUUCAAACCUGGUAUCAAGGUCAAUGCUAACCCGGCCUUGGCAGCUGCCAUUGCCAGAAACAUUGGUGGCGGUGGUCCUCCACCCAUCAGGAAGCCUGCCGCACCAGAGCCAACUCCAGAGCCAGCACCCACCACAUCCUCCUCUGCACCACCCAAGACUAAGCCACCUGCACCAACCAGAGCAUCGAUGGCAGUCAAGAAGGGUGGCGCCGAUGGUGAGUUAUCGGCUGUUCCAGACACCGACUCUGAUCAGCUGACUCACCUUACCAAGGGCAGACCACAAGUGGCUCACAAGAGAAAGCCUCCAACUAGAAGACCACGUCCACCCACCGAGUAA